AUGGCCCUGAGCGCACGAACUGCGGCGAGAGCGCUGCGAGCUGCAAAGCCCUCGGCUACUCGACCUCUUGCAUUUGUGCAAGCAUGCAGCUACUCCUCGUCCUCCGAGCCAACGCUGAAGGAGACCUUUGAGAGGGUUCUGCCUGCAAAGCGCGAGUUGCUGAAGAAGGUCAAGGCCCACGCCGACAAGAAGCUCGGCGAUGUCAAGGUCGAGAAUGCGCUCGGCGGCAUGCGAGGCCUGAAGGCUAUGGUCUGGGAAGGCUCGGUCCUCGAUGCCAACGAGGGUAUCCGCUUCCACGGCAAGACCAUCAAGGACUGCCAAAAGGAGCUUCCCAAGGGCACAUCUGGCACUGAGAUGCUGCCCGAGGCCAUGUUCUGGCUCCUGCUCACCGGAGAAGUCCCCUCCGUCUCGCAGACGCGCGCUCUGUCGCGAGAGCUGGCAGAGAAAGCCCAGAUCCCUGCUUUCGUCGCAAAGAUGCUCGACGACUUCCCCAAGGACCUGCACCCCAUGACCCAGUUCGCGUGCGCCGUGUCCGCGCUGAACUACGAGUCCAAGUUCGCCAAGGCCUACGAGAAGGGCAUCAACAAGGCCGACUACUGGGAGCCCACCUUUGACGACUCCAUCAGCCUGCUCGCCAAGCUUCCCACCAUCGCCGCGAAAAUCUACCAGAACGCGUACCGCGGCGGCGGCGCGCUGCCCAACGAGGUCGACCUCGACCAGGACUGGUCGUACAACUUCGCAGCCAUGCUGGGCAAGCCUGGCAAGGAGAACGAGGGCUUCCAAGACCUCCUGCGCCUGUACCUUGCACUGCAUGGCGACCACGAGGGCGGCAAUGUGUCGGCGCACGCCACUCACCUCGUCGGUUCCGCGCUCAGCGAUCCCUUCCUCAGCUACAGCGCGGGUCUCCAGGGUCUGGCUGGUCCGCUCCACGGUCUCGCUGCGCAGGAAGUGCUCCGGUUCAUCCUGGACAUGCAGAAGGCGGUCGGCGAGAAGUUCACCGAGAGCGACGUGAACAAGUACCUCUGGAGCGUUCUGAAGUCCGGCCGUGUGAUCCCCGGAUACGGGCACGCGGUGCUCAGGAAGCCGGACCCGCGUUUCCAGGCGCUGAUGGAUUUUGCGGAUGCGCGCCCCGAGGUCGCAGCGGACCCAGUGUACCAGCUUGUGAAGAAGAACUCGGAGGUGGCUCCUGGUGUGCUGACCGAGCACGGCAAGACGAAGAACCCCUUCCCCAACGUCGACUCGUCGUCGGGCGUGCUCUUCCACCACUACGGCUUCAAGGAGACACUCUACUACACGGCGACGUUCGGUGUGAGCCGUGGUCUCGGCCCGCUCGCACAGCUCAUCUGGGACCGUGCGCUGGGUCUGCCCAUCGAGCGCCCCAAGAGCAUCAACCUCCAGGGCAUCUUGGACCAGGUUGGCGCGUAG
Didymella exigua CBS 183.55 is the source of this 1425-nucleotide messenger RNA. Its product is annotated as citrate synthase mitochondrial precursor. Gene Ontology annotation, molecular function: 2-methylcitrate synthase activity. NCBI's taxonomy places the organism in Eukaryota, Fungi, Ascomycota, Dothideomycetes, Pleosporales, Didymellaceae. The record is from RefSeq and is a predicted model, not a curated record. Gene Ontology annotation, cellular component: mitochondrial matrix. The transcript has 5 exons. The coding region runs from base 1 to 1425 and encodes 474 amino acids. Gene Ontology annotation, biological process: carbohydrate metabolic process; tricarboxylic acid cycle.